Molecule: messenger RNA, 1339 nt
Organism: Hibiscus syriacus
Lineage: Eukaryota; Viridiplantae; Streptophyta; Magnoliopsida; Malvales; Malvaceae
Product: amino acid transporter ANT1-like
Exons: 3
Coding region: 7-1281 (424 amino acids)
Biological process (GO): amino acid transmembrane transport
Cellular component (GO): vacuolar membrane
Molecular function (GO): amino acid transmembrane transporter activity
Source: RefSeq, a predicted model, not a curated record
AAAGCAAUGGAAGACAAAAAAUGUGAUAUAAUUCCUUUGAUCAACCCAUCACCAUUGUCAUCAACACAAGGAACUGCUUCCAAACUUCAAACCAUAGGGAACAUCAUAGUUUCAAUAGUUGGAACCGGCGUUUUAAGCCUUCCUUAUGCUUUUCGAGUCACCGGUUGGCUCGCCGGAUCACUCGGCGCCAUCAUCGUCGGCUCGGCUACUUUCUACUGCAUGCUCCUCCUUAUUGAGUGCAGGCACAAAUUAGCAUCAGAAGAAGAAUUGAAGGGAAGAACAACGUAUGGUGAUUUGGGAUUCAGGUGCAUAGGAAAACCGGGGCGUUACAUGACAGAAUUUCUCAUAUGCAUCUCCCAAUGUGGAGGCUCUGUAGCAUACUUGGUAUUCAUUGGCCAAAACCUUGCAUCAGUGUUCAAACUCCAUGGCCUCACCUUUCCAUCAUACAUAUUCUUGUUAGUCCCUAUUGAAAUGGCAUUGUCGUGGAUCGGAUCCCUCUCAGCUUUCGCACCCUUCAGCAUUUUUGCCGACUUAUGCAACCUUUUGGCGAUGGGAUUCGUUGUUAAAGAAGAUGUACAACAGGCAAUUGUGGGGAAAUUUUCAUUUAGAGAUAGGGAAGCCUUCAACUUGGGAGGGUUUCCAUUCGCAGCCGGGACGGCGGUGUACUGUUUCGAAGGGUUCGGAAUGACACUGGCUCUUGAGCAAUCCAUGAGGGAGAGGAAAACAUUUCCUAAGGUGCUAGCCAUUUCGUUUGCAUGGAUCAUAGUUGUAUAUAUUUUGUUUGGGACUUUUGGGUACAUUGCUUAUGGUGAUGACACAAAGGAUGUCAUAACACUAAAUCUUCCCAAUGAUUGGACAGCCAUUGCAGUCCAGAUUGGUAUGUGCCUGGGGUUAGUGUUUACAUUCCCCAUGAUGGUUCACCCUGUUUGUGAAAUCAUGGAAGGGACGUUGAAGAAAAGAUUUUGGUUUCAGAAGUUUCACAACAACGAUUCCGAAAGUUCGAUUACGAGAUUAGGAAAGUUCGGAGUAUGCAUCGGUAGAGCAGUUCUGGUAAUCGGUUUGGCGGUGUUGGCAUCGUUCGUCCCCGGAUUUGGCGUUUUAGUCUCGCUUGUUGGGAGUACAGUAUGUGCAUUGAUCUCUUUUGUUUUGCCAGCCUCCUUUCACCUAACAUUGUUGGGGUCAUCUUUGAGUUUCUGGCAAAAAAGCUUGGAUGUUUUCAUUGUGUUGUGUGGAUUGCUUUUUGCAGUUUAUGGUACCUAUACCACCAUAGGUGGAGUCUGAUACUGGAAAACAAAGAAAUAAACAAAUUUCGGUUUCGGAAUAUUUUGUAUCGAAAAUU